CCUCUGUGAAACGCGGAGCUCUGUACGGUGGCUGGGAGAGGACCCGGCACCGCCUACGGAACCACCUGCGUGUUUCCACGUGUUUGGCGAGCCGUUUCUGGAUUUAUCGCUUUAUAGCGACGUUUUUAUUUCAUUCAAAUGAAGCGAAGCAGAGAAGAAAGCGGAGAGGAGAGCGACGUGGACCGGGACUUUUUGGACCGAGUUCUGAACCAGCUGUAUGAUUUCGGAGACGGAGCGAAAGGCAAACGGUCAAAGAAAAAGCAUAAAAAAAAGAAAACGGGUAACGAUGAGGAGGACGCAGCAAUGGAGGAAGAGGCUUCUGAUGAUGAGGCUGGUAGUAUAAAUGACUCAGCAGACUUUAGUUUCACGAAUGGCACAAACCGUGAUGAGAGGAUCCCCGACCCCCGAGCAUCGUCAGACCCCACGUCCAAAAGCACGGCAACAUCAACAGUAGAGAUUGUUACUUUCCAGGAUCCACUAAAGAAGAAAAAAUUGAAAAAGGCGGUUGAACCUGAAGUUAAACCACCUGAAGUAAAAGCCAAAAAGAAAAAUGACGAAAAGGACCCAGACGACUUUCUAAGCAUAGAAAAGGCCCGGCUGGAGGUGCACCGGUUUGGAAUCGCAGGGUUUCAGAAAGAGCAGCAGAGAGUUUUUGAACAGGAAAGAGCCAUAAUGCUGGGAGCCAGACCUCCCAAGAAGGACUUUGUGAAUUACAAAUUAUAUCAGCAAAUGAUGAAGGAGAAGAGGGUGAAGGAAAAGGAGGAGGCGAAACAGUCGGAUACACAGGGAAAGAAGAGAAAAGGUGUAAAAUCGGGAAAACAGAAGACUGAGAAGUGCAAGUCCAGCUCCUCCAGCGGCGAGCCGACAGGACAAAUGGGGCGCUUUAAGAACGGCAUGCUGGUCCUGAGCCACAAAGACAUUCAGAAAUUAAAGGUCAAAGUGAGAAGAAAGUGACCCGCUGCCCUGACCUGCGUGAAUGUGACUGAGCCGGCACGGGGACUCGCGCUCCACCGCUUUUCCUUCAUCACUGUGGGAAUACGCAACAUGCCGCAAUGAAUUAUUUAGUGCCUGUUCCGUAAUUUUGAUGAAUAUGGGGACUGGAUGAAAAAUGUGCCUGUGUGUGCAAGAUUCAUAGUGUUUGUGCAGCACUAUAUGUAUAAAAAUGCAUUCUGUACAGCUCAGAGACAAAAUUAGUUCAUUUUCAAUGAAAGCGGCCGUUUAUCCAUUUUCUCAGGAUUUGGGAAAACAAGCAACACAAAUGAACACAGAGCCUCAACAACUAAAUAUAACACCACAUCUUUAUUACAGCUUCCAUUCUAUGCAGGAGACUCACUGACUUCCACCAAGUUCAUAAUUAAAUGGCUGAGUGGUCUGAUGUGAAAUGCUCUGUCCUAGAGGAACUUGCCGAGUAGAGUCGUUUACAGUGGUGGCGAUAGGAACCAGACGUCUGAAAAGCUUAACUGCUUUAACUGCUUAAGACUUCGUCACACAGUUAUUACGUGGGAUGCUUGUGUGUACAUGAAGUCUUGAGACAGACCUUUGGCCUAUAAUGUGUUUUCUUUCCAUACGUUAACGGCACAAAUGAAAAUGCACUGUAAACCAAAACAGUCCAUCAUCCUUUUUAUGUCAUCGUUACAUAUAAAAAUCAAGACGUCAGAACACCGGGUUCCUUUCUCCACCACUGUAAAGACAUCACAGAGUCAGUUUCUCUAAAAUGAAUCUUAAUUUCACAGCGAACCACUCGGCUCGACUUGGUUUACCUUGCUGAGUGAAUUUUGCUGAAGUUCUCCUCUCAGACAUGAACGCUGUACGUGCUGUUUAUGAUGGAGACAGUUUGGGUGGUCUAACAGUUGUUAUGUGGUUGUAAUGUAAUAAUGGCCAUUUAGACUCAAUUAAAGGGCCCACAUCAUGAUGAUUAACA
This is a messenger RNA of Pygocentrus nattereri (red-bellied piranha), 1921 nucleotides long. RefSeq names its product chromosome 4 C1orf131 homolog (gene fsaf1). The transcript is spliced from 7 exons. The coding region runs from base 139 to 954 and encodes 271 amino acids. Lineage: Eukaryota; Metazoa; Chordata; Actinopteri; Characiformes; Serrasalmidae. The record is from RefSeq and is a predicted model, not a curated record.